Messenger RNA from Cucumis melo (muskmelon), 3512 nucleotides. Its product is annotated as putative pentatricopeptide repeat-containing protein At3g18840. Gene Ontology annotation, molecular function: kinase activity; RNA binding; protein binding. Lineage: Eukaryota; Viridiplantae; Streptophyta; Magnoliopsida; Cucurbitales; Cucurbitaceae. The transcript has 10 exons. Bases 129 to 3437 code for a protein of 1102 amino acids. Gene Ontology annotation, biological process: RNA modification. The record is from RefSeq and is a predicted model, not a curated record.
CCAGCCAAGUUGAUCAACGUUGAAUCAUAUUUAAUUUGGGUAAUUGUUUUAGGUGUUUCUUCUUUGAUUUUGUAGGAGAAGAACCGAAUUCAAUUCUGGUCUUCUAGUUCAGAGCUUCACUUAAAGCCAUGGAGAACAGUGCUCACAGGCGGAUCAAUUUGAUUCAUCGUCACCUUCAUUCACCGCCAUGUGACUUCAUCAACGCUCUUAAUCUGGCACAAACGAAUGGUGGGAACCAAUUGCAAACUGGGGUAGCAGAGCCUGUGAUUGUUGGAAGUAUGGUGCUGGAUAUUCACGCCAUACCCUCCUUUUCCGCCGUUCCUAGGUCAACCACUCCGGGCAAGAUCAACUAUAUAUUAGGAGGUGUAGCACGGAAUGUUGCUGAAUGUAUGUCGAAGCUUGGGGCCAACCCUUUCCUGAUUAGUGUGGUAGGACAUGACAUGGCAGGGAAUCUCUUGUUUGAGAAUUGGAGAUUGGCUGGGCUAUCAACAGAAGGCAUUCGGAAGCACAAAGAUAUCAGCACUGCUGUUGUGUGUGCCGUAGUUGAUUUCCAUGGAGAAUUGGCAGCUGCUGUGGCAAGUGUGGAAGCUAUUGAAAAGUUUCUCACACCUGAAUGGAUUGAGCAAUUCAAGUGCAAUAUUCGAGAUGCACCAGUGCUUAUGGUUGAUGCAAAUCUAAAUUCGCUUGCUCUGGAAGUCUCUUGCCAAAUGGCUGCCGAGUAUAAUACUCCAGUGUGGUUUGAGCCUGUGUCAGUUGCUAAAUCAAGAAGGAUUGCUUCAGUUGUCAAGUAUAUAAGUUUUACUUCACCUAAUGAAGAUGAACUGAUCGCCAUGGCCAAUGCAUUAUCUGGUCAAGAUUUGUUUUCUCCCAUCAAACAAGACAACAGCAUUACAAUUGAAUCUUUCUUUGAACAACUGAAAUCUGCUGUAUGGGUUUUGCUUGAGAAAGGUAUCAAGGUCGUCGUUCUAACAGUUGGUGCUCGUGGGGUUUUUGUGUGUUCUAAAGGACAACCAAGCUUCAUGAAAAUUUCUUCUAAAGAAGAAAUCAACAAGUAUAAAUCCUGCAGCCAACUGUUUAGAACUUUAGCUACGAGUUGUCCACCAAAUAUGUUUCCUGUUUCUCCUGUAACCGAGAAAAGCUCGUUUCUUUUCGCAAUGCACUUCCCUGCCCUUCCUGCAUCAGUAGUGAGGCUUACAGGCUGCGGAGAUUGCUUAGUUGGGGGAAUGCUUGCUUCUAUUUGUGCUGGCUUAAAUAUCUACCAAAGUACAGCCAUUGGAAUUGCGACUGCCAAAGCCACUGUCGAGACUGAAAAUAAUGUUCCUCAUGAAUUUCAUUCAGCCAAAAUUGCAGAUGAUGCUAGGUUGGUGUACACAGCUGGCAGAAUUGUGUUCCAUGAUCCCAUAAUGAAGCAUUUGAAACAUGGGUUACUGUGCCAUGUCCAAGGCAUCAAAUCCGGAUUUACACCCACCAUUUUCACGUCGAACCAACUCAUUAACUUCUAUGCGAAACAUGGUCUUCUUAACGAUGCCCAGAAAUUGUUUGACGAAAUGCCUGAACGAAAUGUUUUCUCCUGGAAUGCUAUAAUAUCGGCGUAUAUUAAGUCUCAGAACUUGAGAACAGCUCGGGCAUUAUUUGACUCCGCUGUCUAUAAAGAUUUGGUUACUUACAACUCUAUGUUGUCUGGUUAUGCUCGCUCUGAUGGGUAUGAGGGUAAAGCACUUGGGUUUUUUAUGGAAAUGCAAACGGCUCCUGAUAUGAUUAGAAUUGAUGAGUUCAGUCUCAUAAUCAUGCUUAAUUUAACUGCUAAGUUGUGUGUGAUUUCUUAUGGAAAGCAGUUGCAUUCCUUCAUGUUGAAGACUGCUAAUGACUUAAGUGUGUUUGCUGCUAGUUCCCUGAUUGAUAUGUACUCUAAGUGUGGGUUUUUUAAAGAAGCAUGUAGAGUUUAUUAUGGAUGUGGUGAGGUGGUUGAUUCGGUUUCUAGAAAUGCCAUGGUUGCAGCUUGUUGUAGAGAAGGGGAGAUAGAUGUGGCUUUGGAUCUUUUCUGGAAGGAAUUGGAGCAAAAUGAUGUUGUAGCAUGGAACACGAUGAUUUCCGGUUUUGUUCAGAAUGGUUAUGAGGAAGAGUCAUUGAAAUUAUUCGUUCGUAUGGCGGAUGAAAAGGUUGGGUGGAAUGAACACACUUUUGCAAGUGUCUUGAGUGCUUGCUCCAAUCUGAGGAGCUUGAAGCUUGGGAAGGAAGUCCACACUUAUGUUUUGAAGAAUAGAUUGAUUGCCAAUCCCUUCAUUUGCAGUGGCCUUGUUGAUGUUUACUGCAAAUGUAAUAACAUGAGGUAUGCAGAGUCAGUUCAUUCAGAAUUGAGGAUGCAGAAUGUAUAUUCGAUCACAUCAAUGAUUGUUGGCUAUUCGUCUCAAGGUAACAUGGCAGAAGCCAGAAAGCUUUUUGAUUCCUUGGAUGAAAAGAAUUCUGUUGUGUGGACUGCUUUGUUUUUUGGGUAUGUUAAAUUGCAGCAGUGUGAAGCAGUUUUUGAACUUUUAAGUGAAUAUAGGAAGGAGGCAAAAGUUCCUGAUGUGCUAAUUCUUAUCAGCAUAAUUGGAGCUUGUGCUAUACAAGCUGCUCUGGCUCCUGGUAAGCAGAUACACAGUUACAUGCUUCGAGCAGGCAUCAAAUUGGAUACAAAACUGACAAGUUCAUUGGUUGAUAUGUACUCAAAAUGUGGAAGUAUCAUUUAUGCAGAAAGGAUUUUUAGAGAAGUUAGUGAUAAGGAUUCCAUUAUUUACAACAUUAUGAUAGCUGGUUAUGCUCACCAUGGAUGGGAAAAUGAAGCAGUCCAGCUUUUCGAGGAAAUGGUUGAAAAUGAUCUCAAACCAGAUGCAAUCACUUUUGUUGCACUACUUUCAGCUUGUCGACACGGUGGUUUGGUAGAACUUGGUGAACAUUUUUUUGAUUCUAUGUCAAAUGAUUACAAUAUUAAUCCUGAAAUUGAUCAUUAUGCUUGUAUGAUUGACUUGUAUGGAAGGGCUAACCAACUAGAUAAAGCAUUGGAGUUCAUGAGAAAGAUUCCCAUACAGUUAGAUGCUGUCAUUUGGGGAGCAUUUCUGAAUGCUUGUAGGAUCAAUGGGAAUGCUGAACUUGCAAGAGAAGCAGAAGAUGAACUGUUGGUAAUCGAAGGAGAAAAUGGAGCUCGAUACGUACAGUUAGCUAAUGUAUAUGCUGCAGAAGGAAACUGGGAGGAGAUGGGAAGAAUAAGGAAGAAAAUGAAAGGAAAGGAGGUUAAGAAGAAUGCUGGUUGUAGUUGGGUUUUUGUGGAAAGUAAGUUCCAUGUAUUCAUUUCUGGUGAUAGAUUUCACUCAAAAAAUGAAGCUAUAUAUUCAACCUUAGCCUCCUUGACUGAUGAGCUACUUUACAAAGAUGAAGCAUUUUCAGCCGUUAAUUUGUGAAUCCGAAGAGAUCUAAAAUUUAUAGUCUGGAAUGACUAUGUUUCAAACUUGAAAUACUUAUUGAAUAGUUCUAUA